Pisolithus orientalis is the source of this 2112-nucleotide messenger RNA. Its product is annotated as histidine kinase-like ATPase. The transcript has 14 exons. Lineage: Eukaryota; Fungi; Basidiomycota; Agaricomycetes; Boletales; Pisolithaceae. The coding region runs from base 1 to 2112 and encodes 703 amino acids. The record is from RefSeq and is a predicted model, not a curated record. Gene Ontology annotation, biological process: mismatch repair. Gene Ontology annotation, molecular function: ATP hydrolysis activity; mismatched DNA binding; ATP-dependent DNA damage sensor activity. Gene Ontology annotation, cellular component: MutLalpha complex.
AUGAGCCAGGAAAAGUCCGCGUCAUCUCCGCAAAGCCCUCUACCAAUACAUCGACUGCACCAGUCAUUAAUAAACCGCAUAGCCGCAGGAGAGAUCAUUCACCGACCUGCGUCUGCAUUGAAAGAACUGCUAGAGAACUGCCUGGACGCACGAGCAACGUCAAUAAAAAUCACUGUCAAGGAUGGUGGCAUGAAACUCCUUCAAAUCCAAGAUAAUGGCUGCGGUAUACGUAGAUCCGAUCUACCGAUCCUUGCCGAGCGGUUCACGACGUCCAAGAUAUCGUCGUUCUCUGAUCUAUCUCGAAUUACGACCUACGGCUUUCGUGGCGAAGCCCUGGCCUCUAUAUCUCACGUCGCACGUCUCUCUGUGGUAACCAAGACGAGGUCCGAAGCUCAUGCAUGGAAAGCGUGUUAUUUGGACGGUGUACUUGUUCCUUCAAAACCAGGUCAGACACCGGAUCCCAAGCCUUGUGCGGGAGUUGAUGGGACAAUAAUCACCAUCGAAGAUAUGUUUUAUAAUACCCCAAUUCGAUUGUCUGCUCUUCGAAGUCCUUCGGAAGAAUAUGCAAGGGUUCUGGAUGUCGUGACGAAAUACGCGGUGCAUAACCCAGCCAUUUCUUUCCUCUGCAAGAAGGCCGGAUCUCCAAGCCCGGAAAUAUCGACUUCCCCAGCCUCGGACAUCCUUCAAGCAAUCCGAUCGCUGUAUGGUCAUGCAAUCGCGAAGGAGUUGCUACGCGUUGAUGUUACUUCCGAGCAGUCCAAAGAUGGUAUUGAUGACCCUGAAAGAUGGUCCGCUGAAGCCUACUGCACAAAUGCAAAUUUCCAAGCUAAGAAGAUGGUGUUUCUCCUUUUCAUCAACCGUGCGUUCACCGUCCUGGUGGAAUCAUCUCCUCUCAGAAGGGCAAUAGAGAGUGUGUACAGCGGAUUUUUGCCCAAGGGCACGUUCCCUUUUGUCAUUGAAAUGGAUCCCCGUUCUGUCGACGUUAAUGUACACCCAACCAAACGGGAAGUCUUGUUUUUAAAUGAGGAGGCUAUUGUAGAGCGGAUAUCGGACGCCAUACAGCAGAAUGUGGUGGGCCAGAGUCAAUCAAGGGUACCCUCCUCCCCGGCAGUAUCAACAAAUUCGGCAUCGUUGAAAGGCAAGAAGAAAGCGAGGGAAGAUGGAAAUGAAAGUGAAAGUGAAGACAGCAACGAAAACGAUGAUGGACCUACAAAAAGCGCACCCCUUGUGCAAAAGACUCUUUCUCAGCACAAAGUGCGGACGUCACUCCAAGAUCGUACCCUGGAGUCCAUGCUUCCUGUGAACGAUCCGUCGCGUUCGGACGACUCGUCCGGGAGAGCAGUACGACUAAGGGACAUUAAGGAGUCCCAAUGUAGCCUGACCUCAAUAGCGGAACUCAGGCAAUCCGUUGUCAAGAAUGUCCACCAUGAUCUCACUGAGAUUAUCAGGAAUCAUGUAUUCGUCGGGAUUGUCGACAAUAUUCGUUGUCUAUCACUUAUUCAACAUUCGACGAAACUGUACCUUAUCAAUCAUGCUACCGUGGCAGAAGAAAUGUUUUACCAACUAGCACUAAUGCAGUUUGGUAACUAUAGGCGGUUACGCCUUGACCCACACCCGCCUUUGCGCACACUCGUCGAGCUUGCCGUCAAUAUCGAAAGUGGCACAGAACGGAGUGGCUUACAGAAGUCUGAGAUAGUGGACCGUAUUGCGCGAACCCUGGUCGACCGGCGUGAGAUGCUCAGUGAAUAUUUCGCACUGGACAUCUCUGAGUCGGGAGAUGUCCUGACUCUGCCGCAUUUGCUUAAGGAGUACACUCCAGACCUUAACAAGUUACCAACUUUUCUCAUGCGACUAGGUCCACAGGUUGAUUGGAAGUCGGAACGAGAAUGUUUUGAGUCUUUCAUGCGCGAACUAGCCUAUUUCUACUCGCCCGCAUCUGGCGUUUGGUCUGGUGAUGGUGCUGGACAAGAGAAAUCCGCUGCAUGGCAAACGGAACAUAUAUUGUUCCAUGCACUACGGAGGUUCUUCAUCGCACCCAGGUCUUUACUGGACAACGAUGUUGUUCAAGUGGCCAAUCUGCCUGACUUGUACCGAGUAUUCGAGAGGUGUUGA